AUGGGCCUGAAUUUCAAUAUGCAACUCAUCAUGUCCGGAGUUGUCAACUGCGUCCAACUGGUCGGCAUUAUCAGCAGCCUCUGGACAUUGGAUCGAUUUGGCAGGAGAAAGAUCCUUCUCACAGGUAGUAUUUGCAUGUUCAUUCCCCAUCUGAUCAUCUCGAUCUUCGUCGGUUGGUUGUGGAAUUUUAUCAUCGGCCUCAUUACCCCACCGCUUAUCCAAGAGACUGGCUUCGGGGCUUACGUCUUUUUCGCAGUCUUUUGCCUGUUGUCUUUUGUGUGGACCUACCUCUGCGUCCCUGAGACGAACGGCAAGACCCUUGAAGAGAUGGACGAGGUCUUCCAUGACCGUACUGGUACUCCUGAUGUUGAGAGGAAGGCUAGAAUUCUUGAUCAGUUCCUUCGUGAGCAGCGGGGAGAAGGGCUCAAGUCUCCUUGA
Molecule: messenger RNA, 438 nt
Organism: Fusarium keratoplasticum
Lineage: Eukaryota; Fungi; Ascomycota; Sordariomycetes; Hypocreales; Nectriaceae
Product: MFS domain-containing protein
Exons: 2
Coding region: 1-438 (145 amino acids)
Biological process (GO): carbohydrate transport; transmembrane transport
Cellular component (GO): membrane
Molecular function (GO): carbohydrate:proton symporter activity
Source: RefSeq, a predicted model, not a curated record